AUACAGCCAAACACAUCAGUCAUGGUGCUUCACCAUGUAGAAGCCGCCGUUCAGUAACCACCCUUCUCUUCCGUUCUUCGCUGUUUACAUGUUUUCGUGGUUUGAUCUUUAAUCUGUGCAAUGUUUACACCGGACAGUUAGCCUUUCGAGAAUCUCUUUCGAUUCAUCUUGGAGAAGGAUCAAAGUGUCUGAUAUCUACAUACAACACCAUGGCUUACUAUUACGACAAAAUACGAUCAGCCAUUAAUUUCGGAUUUUUUCGGUCAGGAUAUUAUUCUUUCUUUGAUCCAGACCAAUGCAGGGAUAAUGGUGAAAUCUAUGAUGACGGUACAAAUAUAAAGAAUAUCAGUGUAUCUGGCGUGGCCCAGAAAGCCGCCAUGUUUGAACCUAAUUCCAAUAAAACAACCCCACCUGUCUUACGGCGUUUACGGCAACAGCAACAAGAAGAGGCCGCAGCUGGGAAGCCCGUUGCACCAAUCAAACCGAACAUUGGCUCAAAAUCAACCACAGAAAAUAGCUCACCGUCUUGGGUGGUUAAAAGACAGAUAUCGAAUGGAAACCCGCCUGAUAAUAAAACAUCGUCGGAACCAACGUUCCCAGCGUCACCGAAAACCCCUCCCAACAUUCCAAGCAAAGGGAAAUGGCCACCCGCAGGUAGCAAAACCCCAGAUGUAGGCACAAAGCCUACCGGAGUAAGCGUAAAACCUUCUUCUUAUGCUACUUCUAACAUUCCACCUAAAACGAUACACCCAUCCCCUGUUCGAAAGGAUAUAAACGAUAAUGUAAAGAGUGUAUCGGACAAUGUUCAACCCAACAUUACUAAAGGCACCAAACGUGCCAGCGUGACGGACAUGUUGAAAAACUUUCAGGUGGAAAAGGGUGGCGCAGCUUCCGACCCAGUCGUAACCAAAAUUGGUCCGUUAAAAGAUUCAAAAAACAACAACACCACAGAAAAAUAUAAAGAACACAAACUAGAGAGCACACCUCCGCCAACCUCGCCAAAAAAGACAUCAGUUCAAGAGAUAAUUGCUGCACUUAAAAAAGAGCCAUCCGAUCCCAUAAGUCUACGUAAGGGACCAAAUACACAAAAACCAAAAACUUUUCGUCAGUCUGUGAUCAAACGUAAUAAAGACAAUAAAGAAUUCAAACGUGUAAAUACAAACAGCAUACAAAGUUCGAAUUCACCCCCACGAAAACCUUCCAAAUUAACCGAUAUCGAUUUAACCAAAUUAAAAGAUGAUUUUAAGAAACUUUUGAUGAAAUAUGGUAAUAAAGACCGGGUCUCUGUAAUAGAUACAGGAGAGUUUGAUGAUAUUUAUGAUGAUGUUGGCAAUGUUUGUAUUAGUAAUAGACCAGUUUCGGUAAUAUUACCUAUGACGGAAGAAGAAGAAUAUGAUGAUAUUGGAAAUACUAAUAAUUCAGACCCGGCUGCUGUUGAUGAUGGGGAAACUUACGAUGAUUGUGGCGUCGGCGUGUUUCAGCCUGAUCCUGAUGAAAUCUACGAACCGUUAGACGAAGAGUGA
Messenger RNA from Patella vulgata (common limpet), 1523 nucleotides. RefSeq lists its product as uncharacterized. The transcript is spliced from 6 exons. The coding region runs from base 210 to 1523 and encodes 437 amino acids. Lineage: Eukaryota; Metazoa; Mollusca; Gastropoda; Patellidae. The record is from RefSeq and is a predicted model, not a curated record.